UAUGUUGAUUUGACGUUGAAGAAAGUAGGGGAAGAAACUUACUCAUCCUUGUCUGGCCACAAAAUCAUUACAUCGACCAAACCCACUUGUCCGUGCUCUCAAAGAGUUGCACUCUUUGGAUUUAUGAAUAAUGGCAGCCCCGGCGCCAAUAAAAGUUGGGACGAGAGUGGAGGUUGUUGGAAAAGGUGUGAUUGGUGCUGUGGCCUACAUUGGAACUACCGUCUUCAGCUCAGGUAAAUGGAUUGGAGUAGUAUUGGAUGAAGCCAAAGGGAAAAACAAUGGAACAGUUCAAGGGAAGACGUACUUCACUUGCGCUGACGAACAUGGCAUUUUUGUGCGACAGUCACAGAUCACACCUUUGGAGGAUCAGGGUCCGGUCAAACAGCCUGCUCACAGUGCUGCAGCCACACCAAAACCCAGUGGGCUCCGGCCUCCUGGCUCUUCUGCACGUCCCACCAGCACACCAGCAGGUCAUAAGAGAUCCGGGAUCAAACCCCCAGGAUCUAUGACCAAAAGCACUGAAAGUCUUGGAGAUUCCAACAGCUCAGCCCCCACUCCUGCGGGGAAGGGAUCAUCCGCGGACCCAUCAGCCACCCCAGCUGGCCGCUUGCGACUGCCUAGGACCAGCAAGGAGUCCACACCUGCAGACGACAAGCCGAGUGCUACUCCUCAACCGGCCGCUCCACCUGAGGUGAAAGUUCCAGACACGCCUGCCCCGGCUUUGUCUCAGUCUGCCCAGAUGAGUUUGAGCCAGCUUAGCGCCAUGUCCAGCUCUCAAUCCUCAAUUGAUGAACGUUUGACUAAUGUACAACAGCAGCAGGAGAUAGAAGGUCUGAAGACAGAAGUCAAGGACCUCAACGAGAAACUGGAGACUCUCAAGAUCAAGAGAGGCGAGGACAAAGUGAAGCUCAAGGAAUUUGAGAAGACAAAAAUUCAGUUGCAGCAGCUUCAAGAGUAUAAGUCAAAGAUGCAAGAGACUCAUGCUGACUUACAGAGGCAGUUGCAAGCAUCUAAGAAGGAACUUUCUGAGCUUCAACAAGAGUAUGAGGUGUACAAGGAAGAGAUGGCGGAUGUGACAGAGACUGUAGAGAUGGCUACUCUUGAUAAGGAGAUGGCUGAGGAAAAGGCUGAAGGUUUACAGCAAGAGCUGGACUCAAUGAAGGAGAAAGUGGAAGAGCUCACAGUUGACCUUGAAUUGUUGAGAAGUGAAAUCUCAGAGAAAGGGUCAGAUGGUGUGGCUGCCACUUUUGAGAUGAAGCAGCUGGAGCAGCAGAAUGAGAGAAUGAAGGAGGCUCUUGUGAAGUUAAGGGACAUGUUGAACUCGGAGAAGCAGGAUCGUCAGCGGAGUGAGAAGCAGCUGGAGAAACAAGAGGGAGAACUGGGUGUUCUGCGCAAGGACAAGGAACGACUGCAGCUACAGGUCACUCAGCAUGAGAAGGAGCUGAUUGACCUCAAAGAACAAGUGGAUGCUGCCUUAGGGGCAGAAGAGAUGGUGGAACAGCUGACUGAGAGGAAUUUGCAGCUGGAAGACAAGAUUGGAGAAAUAGAGGAGGAGAAGAAUGAUCUGGAAGCCCUGAAUGACAUGAAUGAAGAGUUACAGGAAAACGCCCGAGCCACAGAACUGGAACUGAGGGAGGAGGUGGACCUGAAGAGUAUCAAGCUGCUAGAGCUUCAAAGGAAAAUAGAUGCCAACCAAGAAACAUUUGCUGACUAUGAUACUACCCUUAACAAGUUCCGUGAUCUGGUGGCCAACCUACAGGAGCAGCUUCGAAACAAGCAGCAGGAAACUGAAACUAAAGUAGAGACUCCCACUGUGGAACUGAUGGACUUCAAGACAAAGUUUGCUGAGACUAAGGCCUAUGCAAAGACCAUUGACAUGGAGCUUCGUAAGCUGGAUGUGCAGCUGGCCAAUGCUCACAUCAAGAUGUUGCUCUCCUUCAUGCCGGAGGCUUUCAUGGGACGUGGAGGUGACCAUGAUGCUAUCGGUAUCCUGUUGAUGAUUCCCCGCAUCAUCAGCAAGUGUGAGCUGCUGGCCUCUCAGCUGAAGGACAAGUUUGAAGUCUCUGAGAAGAUCGAGAGAGACCAUGUCUUGAAGACCCACAGGGCAGAACAAUGCAGUUUUGCUAACCACUUGAUCUUGUUGCUGAAUGCUCUACAAGGAUGCAUGCGACAGUAUGAGAGUGCUCUGAACAACUGCAGCAGUGACCUAUUCCUUAAAGUUGGAACUCUGCAGCCAGAAAUGGCUGCCCACGAGAAAUCUGUGGACUACUUUAUUGAUCUCCUGCGAAAAGAUCAGUUGGAUGAGACAGUGUCAGUUGAUCUUCUAGAGAAGAGCAUCAACUUCUUCCAGCAAUUGUACUCAGUUCACCUGUCCCAUGAGAAGGUCGACUGCACCUACAUGAUGGGGGAUGAUGUCAAAGUUGUUCUCUCUGCCUGUGAUGCGAUAUCGACCGAGACCAGCCGUCUCAAGGUUUUGCUGUUGCCUGGCCAGGAGCAGAGCGAGUUCUCAAUCCUCCUCAAGGAUCUGGAGACCUGCAACAAUGACACACGUACUUGUGCCAGAAAGAUCAAGAGAAGACUACCACAAGAGGGAUCUGCCGUUGCCACGCCUCUCAAGUAUGGCAAAGAGAUACAGGAUCUCCUGACUGAUGCCUGUAAGCAGAUCGGCUCAGUUGCUCGGGUGUUGAAGAUUGUGUCUGCUGGCGCAAUGCAGCAGGCGGCUGUGAUGACAGGUGGUAAACUGUACGAGCUGGAGCAACUGUUAGAGUCUAGUUCUAAGUCAUCAGACCGCGAGGGUCUCCUGCCCCAGAAGAUGGAGGAGAUGGCCCACCAGGCAGCCAGUGAGGUGUACAGUAAGGAGAACACUGGAGCCUACGAGAGUCUCAGGCUGUCAUUUGGCACUGUUGUGGGCACCAUGAACAAACUGGCUAACGCCAUGGAGAAUGGCGAGUACGACUUUGAUGGAACGCACGACAAAAAGAAACAAGCACCAGUGAAGCAGAGGGCGGCGGCUGUGAAGGCUCAGUCUGCUGACAUUGAAGUGGUCAAGUCCAAGGUGGACCUCAAGGAGGAGGAGGUGAAGGAAUUGAAGAAACAACUGAAACUGAAGCAAGAUGAGAUGAGUGAGCAGCAGAUCCGUGUCGGGCUGGUGGAGAAGAAGCUUGAGAACAAGAACCGAGAGUCUGAGGAUGAGGUUGCCAAAAUACAACGCAAGCUUGAUGACAGCGUUCUCCAGCUUAAAAAGAAAGAGAAGGAAUUUGAGGAGACUUACGAUGCUCUACAGAGCGACAUUGACAGCCUGGAGCAGGAGAAGACGGAGCUGAAAGAGAGGCUGCGGGUGUUGUCUAAGAACACUCUCCUGCAGAACAUGUCGAGGCAGUCCUCAGGGCAGGGAGCGGCUCUGAGUGGUAGCACAAGUCCCAUGAAUGGGUCCAUGGUGCAGGAGUCACCUCUCUUGGCUCAGCAGGUGGCCUCCCUGUGUGAUGCGCUGCAGUACAAUAAGCAAGAGGUGAUUCACUUGAAGGCUGAAAGAAUGAAGAGACAAGUGGCGUCCCUUAGGCCUCUGGCCAUCCCCAAGAAGCCAACGGGACUCUCCAGUAGCACCGGAGCUGUGUCGAUAGGGGAUGUCCCAGAGACCGCCUCGGGCAAGGCCGACCUCAACAAGCUGAUCAAGAAGACCAAAGAUUUACUUCAGGAAGCCAACAACUUGAGUGCAUGCCCAAGGGUAGUGGACAUCACUUCAAGAAAACCAGCUGCUCCCCCAGUGACAGACAAGGCAGGACCAAUGAAGCAGCUGAUUGGCAGGACUUCUCAGUUGACAUCUUUGGAAAAACAAACUCAAGAGCUGCAAGUUCAGAUCACAACUCUGCUAGCUGCCAACAGGACUGGUGGCCAGGUGCGCACGGACUUCUCUACUUUCCCAACCCCACAGUUUGCGCGGAUGCUCCAUGAGAAGACCAGUGAUAGUGUCAAGAUCGGAAGCAUUCGGAUACCAGUCCCAUCAGGAAAAGGUGACGUUAUCCCAAUCAGUGUGCAACCAGACCAGCUACGCCGAAUUCAUGGAAAACUUAUCAUGUAGUUUUGUAGGAUUUAUGUUUAUAUAUUUUCAUGACUUAAUGCUUUUUCCCUGCCAAUGUAUCUGUAGUGUUUCCUCUUUCUGUAUGUGUUUGUGUUAGCAUUGACAAAAAGUUGGCUUCCAACCCUUUGAAGAGAAUCACAUCAUCAUUAAAGGCCUUAUCUAGAAUGGAUCUAGUUUACUUUAAGUUAAAGUUUCAUGAUUGAAUGAGAAAAAAUGUUACUAUGAGAAAAAUAUCCAUAAAUGAAGCAAAUCAUUAAUAGGAAAAUUAAUAUGCUGUUUAUUGGGAAGCCCGAGUAUGUGCACAUUUUGGUUAAGAUUGACAAAAAAGUAGUCUCUGAUGGUCCUAGAGGGCAUGGUAGUCGAUUUAGAGCAAAAAUUGAUCUGAUGUUGUUGUGACAGUGCCUUUGCACUGCCAAUUGGAUAUGCUUUGUCUCAGUGUUUCUCUCUCCUCUCCUGUGUGGAUCUCUCUCUCUCUCCCCUAGACAGUAAAGCCCUUUUCAUGGUGAUAUGUUUCUCUUCAAGUCUGCUGACAAACAAAAACUAACUCACCUUAUCCCUGCCAAGAUUGUGCAUUGUGAACAAAUUUGUUACGCUUAUAUCAACAACCCUGGUCCCCCUUUAGUUGGGUUUUUUUUUUUGGUAUGAUUUCCAGCACAAUUUUUGUUGGUUGCAAACUGUGAUUGUUGUAUUCUUUCGCUAGUGAUACGGAGCCAGUCAUUGUACUGUCAUUUGUCCUUUGUUUAUUGUACCUGUCAAAUGUAACUAAAUGUUCCUCAUAAUACUCAUUUGGGAGUUGUAUUGUCACCCAGUGGGUGUUUUGUUGUCACACAGUCAGUGACCAACUUGACAGACGUAUGCGAAAUUGAAGUUGAAGCCAGAUCCAUCUGGUUUGUCCAGGAUCGGUUCCUUUCAGAGUCAAAAUAGUUUUUUUCUGUUGGGGGAGCACUUUGCUUCGACAUGACGUAUCAUGUGUUUAGAGUGGCAUUGAAAUAUUUUUUGUGAAAAUAUUUCCUUGGCAGAAAGUGAGACCUGAUAUUUUACAACUUUUAGAUGAAAAACAAUCGGUUUGUAACACUUUGAGGCUAUAGAUGUUUUGUCAAACAGAGACUGAGACAGCACAUAUUUAAUUCCACUGUAUCUCAUUUUCCCUUGGACUACAGUUUCCCUGCAUGAACAGUUUUUCACAGGAUUGAAAGUGCUUUUUCGAUGGCAAGUAGGUUUUACUUUUAGAUCAGCUGUGGUACUUGUUUUGUGCCCUACAAAAUGUCUACUCUUUGUAGAUUUACAUGGACACUUCUGUAACAAGUGGGUUCAGCGACAAGUCUACUAAAAUUGGGGAUUUUUCGUCAUGUUCCCAAAGCCAAGUACUUUAUACUCCUGUUGCAGACUGUCAGGCGGGGUUUUCUGAAGGGUCUGUUGGUUAUUUUUAUCAAGACUCAUGAGUAGGGAGAAAAUCGGCAUUACCAUGCAUGUACUUGAAAUUGGAUGAUGUUUCAUGACUUCUUAUUCAUUUGACCACAGAAGUUUAUCAGGUUGUGUAACUGGCCUGUCUGUUUUUAUUGUUGUGUUCUAUGUUUCUUGUUUCAGGAAGUGAUUUUUUAUUUUAUUUUGGGGGGGGGGGGUGUCAAGAUGUAAUUUGGGAGAAAUGGAGUGAACAUUCUCUUCUGAUAAUUCUACCUGUGUUCUGUAUAAGAGUGACCGCCUUCCCUUUGUGUUGUUGUGUGUGAAGUCUUAAAGAGAGAAUUUUUUGAGAGCUUGGUAUUUGUUCAAUUGUCUUGCCAUUCUACAGGUACUAGCCCUUUCGUUACAAUGAAAGUCUUAUUUUGAGAAAAUUUGUAGUUUACCGGUACUUAUAUUUCGCAGAUUUAAAAAGUUUCUUAUUAGUCUUAUGCUGGGAAAGAAAUGUUAUACAAUAUGAAUUCUCCAAGUGGUAACACUUACCUUUUUUUUCACCUGUUUACUCAUUCAAGUUCAUGAAAAGUUUGGUUGGGGUAGGAGGAGAAGAGAUAAAUAAGAGACCUAAAUGAGAACAUUUAAUAUGGUUUUUCCAAAGAAAUGACGAAUGGUCCAGUUUUGAAAGGGUUGGUCAUUAGUUGUUCUUAUGUUUAAUGUGUAGACAAGUUCUUUUUACUAAGGGGUUUAGUGCAAUCACUUUUUUAAAAUCCUGUUACUACUCUCGUACCCUUUUAAGUUCUGUCUUACAGUCUUUGACUUAGGUGCAAAGUUUAAGGUUUCUUUUCAAGUCAUUUUUGUGUCAAUCUGGUUUUAGAAGUUGCAUUAAAAGAAUGUAACAGUUACGAAACAAGCAGAAGACCAAGGUUACUGAAUCCUCUGUUGCACAUAACCAAAUAAGGUUUAACUUAAUAUUGGAAAGGCUUAGUGCCUCUUUUGUCUAUUUGGUUUUGUUGGGAGUUUUUUGUUAUUGUUUUGGUUGGGGGGGGGGGGGGGAUAACCUUUGAAAUAUAGAAUUGUAGAAAAAAUUAAUUCAUAAUUUGACCUAUUAACAUAUUUAUGAUACUAAUAAUCUUGAAUGUAGGCCUACUUGAAGGUAUUUAAUGUAUGUUGUUUUAUCUUAUCCUUUCACAUUUUUCAUGCACUGUAAGUUUAUGAAAAAACUAUGGUAGUAAUGUGCCCCUGAAAAUAGACUGUUCAUUUUGUCCAUCCCAGGUUUAAGCCUAGCUCUACUAGCUUUUGCAAUUUCUUUGAAAAGUGUUGAAGACUUAUAUUUAUGAUAAGUUGUUUCAUGACUUUCAAGAAGAGAGUAGAUAGCGUCACAAUUGUGUUAUAUGCUAGCAGGUGCUGGAAGGAAUCUAUUUAUCAUUUUCAAAUGCUUUUGCAUAAAAUUUAUCUUGUUUAAGAGCUUUGAUUUCUUUCUGCUGGUGGUUUGUGAGGAAAUCAAUAAAUACAUUGAUUUAUGUU
Aplysia californica (California sea hare) is the source of this 6997-nucleotide messenger RNA. Its product is annotated as dynactin subunit 1. Gene Ontology annotation, cellular component: spindle pole; axon; kinetochore. The transcript is spliced from 38 exons. The record is from RefSeq and is a predicted model, not a curated record. NCBI's taxonomy places the organism in Eukaryota, Metazoa, Mollusca, Gastropoda, Aplysiida, Aplysiidae. Gene Ontology annotation, biological process: nuclear migration; establishment of mitotic spindle orientation. The coding region runs from base 131 to 4078 and encodes 1315 amino acids.